Molecule: messenger RNA, 1273 nt
Organism: Durusdinium trenchii
Lineage: Eukaryota; Dinophyceae; Suessiales; Symbiodiniaceae
Source: the annotation of a GenBank genome assembly
GCGCAAUGCCGAAAUGCUUGUAUUGGCUGGGCACCAUGAUUAGAACCAAUUUUCUUUUGGAACACAGCAUGGAUGCUUACCUCUCAAGCUCCAUGCCUAACGCUCCUCGCCUUUUCACGGUCCAGAACAACAACUUCUUGACUGCGAUCAACUUCCUCUCGCAGCGGUACCUCUUUGGCAUGAUGGUUGUUGCCACUUCUGUGGCCGAACGAUCUUGGAGCACCAUAGCAGAGGACCCUAAACAUUCGCUGGACAAAACCACAGAGUACAUAUUGCAAGUGCUACGCGCCAUCCCUUUCCGUCACAUUUCUCAGAAGGAUGUCUUCCACGCGUGCCUUGAUUUGGCCUGGCAGUGGCGACGCGGUCGCUCUGAAGAACAUGCUGACGCUGAGUGCAUGCUGGACAAGAUUUUCUACACACUGCAGGACCGCAAGAUAGGCAAGGUGAACGUCAACGAUGGGUGCUCUACAAGCUUCACCAAAGAGGCGCUGAACGACAUCCCGGCUGGGGCAAUUGACUGGCUUCGAGAACAUCGUGUGUCUUUGCUGAUGUUCAGCACAUGGGGUCUUGUGCCGUCCAUCCCCGUGUCCACUGACUCUGUCUCCCAAGCCACAGUACCUCCGGAGGAUAUGCCGUUGGCUCCUGCAGAAAUUACUCCAGCUAGUGCUGGUGGUGCUUCGUCGGAAACCACGCCUCGUGCUGCCGGGAAUGCGUUUGUUGAGCGCAGCGAUUGGCGUCCUCUGAGUGUCGAACAACUUCCGUUGCCUUUGCUGCAGCACAAAGCUUUGCUGCAAUGCCUGCGGGCUCGCCCUGAAUGGGCGCAGCACCGUGUGGAGAUCAAGUAUCGCAAGCGGUCCCGUGGGCAAGACUUCUACGAAGUCGAAUGCUUGGAUGGGCUUGACUGCUGCAAGCGUUGGCGUGCAUUUUACAUUUUCAGUGCCCAUGACAUGCAUCCACCAGGCACUUUGAUUUUGCAGACGUGUGGUGAGCAUUCCCAUGAAACACGUCGAGCCACCAGCAAGCUAUUCACAUCGCAGCAGCUUUCCAUUGCAGAAGGCUUUCUUGCAAGCGGUGGCCGGGACCUUCGAGGUUUACAACUUGCUUUCUCUACGGCGAACAUUGCUUCAAACACUUUGCCCAACUCCACGCAACUUUCCAACUGGCUGAAGCGACAGAAGAAAAGCCAGAAGAAUACUCUGUCGAGACAUGCGACCCUGGUGGAAGUCACGCGCCUGGAGCUCACGGCUUUGCCGCGGUCCAUGCCGGACACACU